GACGUACAGCAAAGCGUUUUGGUUUCUCAUUUCCGUCUAUAGGGUAGCCUUGAGCUGACAACUGAUCGAAUCCAAUGGCUUGGUUUUAUGUGAGUUGUGGGUAAUCUGUGUGAGAAGAUCACGUUGACAACUCGGGCUGUAAUAUGGCACUUGUGGCGAGACGUCGAGAACUUAAGACCCAACUGUGCUAAGCUAGUAUGGGUCAGCAGCCAGUUAAAGCGUUAACAGAACGAUCAAAAUCUGGGAAAACGAUCAAGGCAUCUGGGAAGAGCAAAGAGGCUGAAAAGUCAGAAUUUCAUACUGCUAUAGUUGAUCUUACAAAGCGACCUUUGCCUGAAACACCAUUGGAGAAGUCUGUUGCAGAAUGGGACUCUAAGGAUGACCUACUUACAGAUGACCAUCGCGAUAAAUCAAUAUUUAUUGCAAUACAUGACUUUCAAGCUGCUGGCAGCAAUCAGUUGACUAUUCGAACAGGAGAAGAAUUGGCUAUCAUUCGUUUCAAUGACACUGAAGAAUGGUGCGAAGGUCAAGCUAGAAAUGGAAAUAUUGGCUGGUUACCGAGUAGUUAUGUGAAACCUGUGAACAGCUUGGAAAAGCAUUCUUGGUAUCAUGGGCCUAUUUCACGUAAUGCAGCAGAAUAUUUACUCAGCAGUGGAAUCAAUGGAAGUUUUCUGGUUCGUGAAAGUGAAAGUAAUCCUGGACAGUUAUCUAUCUCAUUGCGGUUUGAUUCAAGAGUGUAUCACUAUAGAGUCAGCCAUGCUCCUGAUGGCAAAAUGUAUGUCUCCACUGAUAAUAGAUUUACAUCAAUUGCGGAGCUUAUUCAUCAUCAUUCUAAGCAUGCAGAUGGACUUGUAACAACUCUUCAUUAUCCUGCGGCAAAGACUGAUAAACCCACUGUGUACAGUUUUUCACCUGAACCAGAUGAAUGGGAAAUACCCAGAUCAGAGAUUGCCAUGAAACAUCGUCUUGGUGGGGGGCAGUAUGGAGAGGUUUAUGAAGGAGUGUGGAAGAAGUACAACAGACCAGUGGCUGUGAAGACCUUAAGGGAAGAGACAAUGGAGGUGGACGAAUUCUUGAAAGAAGCAUCAGUCAUGAAAGAAAUAAAACACCCACGACUGGUACAGCUCUUAGGUGUCUGUACAAGGGAACCACCAUUUUACAUCAUAACAGAGUUCAUGACCAAUGGCAAUUUGUUGGACUAUUUACGAAGCACUGCAAGCAAGGAUUUGAAUGCUGUCACACUGAUGUACAUGGCAACACAAGUGGCCCAUGCUAUGUCAUAUUUGGAAUCAAUGAAUUUUAUUCACAGGGAUCUUGCAGCUAGAAACUGUCUUGUGGGGAAGAACAAUCUUGUAAAGGUUGCAGACUUUGGUUUGUCGAGACUAGUGACAUAUGACAUCUACACAGCUCAUGAAGGUGCAAAGUUUCCAAUCAAAUGGACAGCUCCCGAAGCUCUGGCCUACAACACAUUUUCGAUUAAAUCUGAUGUUUGGGCAUUUGGAAUACUUUUAUGGGAGCUUGCAACAUAUGGUAUGUCACCCUAUCCAGGAAUUGACUUGUCACAAGUGUAUGAAAUGUUGGAGAGUGGAUACAGAAUGCCUUCCCCAGAGGGCUGCCCUCAAGAGGUCUAUGAAAUGAUGAUGAAAUGUUGGAGCUGGGAUCCACAAGAUCGACCAACAUUUUCUGAAAUCCACAAAUGGUUGAACACAGUCUUCUCAACAACCAGUGUUGAUGAAGAAGUGGAGAAAGCUUUGGAAAAGAAUAAAUCAAAAAAAGAUAAAGGAAAGAAAAGCAAGAAAAGAGGUGAAGCCAAUGAUUCUUUGUCAGCAAAAGAUGAGAACACAAGUAGAAAAAAGAAAGAUGAUUCUCAUGGCUCAAAGUCAAAAAUGUCCAAUAUGAAAAAAAUUACUAGCUCACUGAAUCCAUCAGGGCCUCCUCCAGAACCACCAGCUCGGCCAAUGCUCAAAGAUAAAAACUGGGAGAAAGAAAAGGAGGCACGUCCCUCAUUACCUCCUUUACCAACUAACCCUGUGAUGUCCAAUUUGAUGAAGGAAUUGGGUAACAGGUCUGGGACACUGAAAAAAGGACCUGAUAAAGGAAUUGUUUCAAAUAGCAGAGAGCAAAAAGAGGAUCUUCCUUCAAGAUUUACUGCUGAUAACCUGCACAAAAGACCACCUGCACCUUUACCUCCAGAAUACCAACCUCAGGAGCAGAGAGGAGCACCUCAUUUCUCAAACCCAAAACAGCAAGAAAAUGGAAAUAAGCCUGCUCCACCCUCUCAAGGAUCCCGUAAAAUCACACACCCGCAACCUUCCAACAAGCCACUUUUGCCACCACCCCGACAGUCUCUACAGAAAUCUUUGUCCAGUUCAUCCAGUCAAGCACCACUUUCCCCUCCUCCUCAAAUGAAUAAGAGCACAAAGUCACCUUUGCUAGAGGAGAAAACCAAAGAACUGGAUGCCCAGGUGUCAAAUAAAGAUAAACCAAGUAACUCUGCCAGGAAGACAAGUGCUGCAGGAAGUAAACCCUCUAAUCAUCUGAAUUCAGAAAUGGGCAAGCCAAAAAGUCCAGUUCCAAGACCACGGAACAGACCCCCUCCACCUCCUCCUCCAAUCUCAUUACAAGAAAGUGGAAAAUCCACCUCAAAUUCAAGUUUGUCAUCUGGGGAUACAAACCUUUCAGAAUUUUCAAAUGAUGGGCUGGCAUCUCCCAAACCUCGCCCAGUACCUCGCCCAAGGCUGAGGGGAGAACAACCAUCAGAACAGAGUGAUAGAGGUUCUAAAAUUGAACCUCUCAGACAACCACCCACAAAAUCAAAACCAAUGCAUCCACCUCCAUCAAUCCCGGACAUUUCCAAAAGACCUUUAACCAGAAAUAAUUCAAGUUCAAGCCAGCAGCAAGUCAGUUCUUCAGUAGUGAAGCCAAAGUCAUCUGGGCCCAAACCAGCUCCUUCUAAACCAAAACCUCCAGUUAAACCAAACAUUCCCAGGAAACCUAAAAUUACCCCUCCCAGUUCAGGAGCUGAUUCUAAUCUACCACCCAAAGUAAAUGAACUUUUGCACCUUUCUGACCAAUGCCAAUCAAGGAUGAAGGCAAUUCUCUCUCUUACUGAUGCUAGAGUAAUGGAUGAUUCACAUAAUAAUCUUCUUCAAGCUAUUGAUGAGCUCAAAGGAAUCUCUCUUGAAGUUCUAGAGACAUCAUCAAGCUUAACUGACUCUCUAGAACCACAGGCACGGUUUAAAGUCCGUCGAACAGUUACAGAUCUGGAGGGUAAAUACAGUGACAUGGAGGGUGUAGUGGAAACUGUGGGACCUAAUCCUAAUGCUGUUGAUAUGGAGAGGAUUGGAAAAGCAGUGAUCAGUUUUUCUGAGGCACUAGAAAAUGUGUGUUCCACUGUAAGAGCUACUGCCUCCUGAUAUUUUAUCUGCAUUGUGGAUACUUGGAAAGAAAGAAUCUCACAGUCUUAGAGGAAUUUUGAAAUGAGACUCAAGAGUAACCUUGAAUUGCUUCAGUUCUGUUUUUCCAUGCUCUGAAAUUGGUCACAGAAAAACUUGGACUUCCCUCUUAACCAAUCAGAUGCAAGACCUGGUCACUCUCAUUUUCCAGUGCUUGAGGCUAGUUUCCGAUUUUUACUUUUAAUUCUCCUUGACAUCUGGUGAUAUUAAUAGCCUUUGUUCUGAUUUUCCUUAAUGAUUUCUUUUGUUCAAAUGUAAGGAAAGUCAUCCAAAAAGGCUCUUGCAUUUUUCAAUAUUUUUUUAUUUUGCAAUACCAGUAGAAAGAAGGCUGGCUUUUGAUUCAUUACUUGCACACUUGUGAUUAGCAGCAAUCGUCAAGUUGUGCAAGAUUUGGGAAAAUUUUUUACCCAUGAAACACAAUCUAGGAAGCGUUUAUGUGUAAAUAUGGGUAGUUUUUAAUUUCAUUUUUUGCCAGGCUGUUAAUGUGCACAGACAGUUUGUGAUUUACAUGAAUCAAAAAUAUCUCUUUGUCAAUGUGAAGCUACACCUGUCGGGUUCAGAAGCACCUUUUCCCAAAUUAUUAAAACAUGUAGAAUUAAAACUGUUACAGGUGUCAAA
Pocillopora damicornis (cauliflower coral) is the source of this 4073-nucleotide messenger RNA. RefSeq lists its product as uncharacterized. Gene Ontology annotation, molecular function: ATP binding; protein binding; protein tyrosine kinase activity. NCBI's taxonomy places the organism in Eukaryota, Metazoa, Cnidaria, Anthozoa, Scleractinia, Pocilloporidae. Gene Ontology annotation, biological process: protein phosphorylation. The record is from RefSeq and is a predicted model, not a curated record.